CGGAUGCCCUGUGGCAUUCUAAUUAUUGUCGCCGUGGGUACCCUGUGUGCAGAUUGCUCUCCGUCACCCGUCACCGGAUACAUAUCUGUGUAUGAUGUCUUUAGCAGCUUUAGUUAUCAAAGGUUCUCAUAUUUUCCACUUAUUAACCUCCAAAGUUUCUGUUUUUGUAUUGAAAUGGGGUCUGGAGGGCUGAAUGGGGAGCUGAGGAACCAGUCGGAUCAAGUUGAUGCAAUAUUACGCUAUCAUUUUGCUGUACCUCACGACUCGAGAUCAACACCCCAACACCAACGAACGACAACCGCAAAUUUUCCCUCAACAAAUCCUCAUAAUUCGACGACAAAUCCAACGCCUGAAUUCACUGAGAUGGUGUGCUAUUUGUGCUCGGUGAAUUUCACCUUGUUCAAACGAAAAAGUACAUGUCGAGGUUGCAAGAAGACACUCUGCAGUAACUGUUUCACACAAGGAUUGAAUGCUCGUGACCAAUCACCACGUUGUAUAACAUGUCGAGCACUUGCAGCCCCAUCAACACACAAAGACUUUCUACAAUAUCUGAAGAUCAAAGACUUGCAGGACUUCUUAAGACUGAAAAACAUUCCCAUGUCCCAGUGUAAAGAAAAACGGGAUUUGAUUGAGUUAAUACUACAAUACUCACAGCCACGGAGGUAUCCUGACUUUCCUAGAGGAACUCCUCAUCCUCCGCCCCCUGUCACUCAUGAUCAAAGACAGGGGGGGACGCAUCCUAACUCAAAUAGUGGUCAAACAGCAAAUAGAGUCAAUAGAGCUGGGGAGAAUAAUGCAUGUGAAACAAAAGAGGCAACUCGACGUACUAUAGAUGACAUUACGGACAUUGAACAAGUAGAUAACCUGUCAGUCAAAGAACUAAAGCACAUCCUUACGGCAAAUUUUGUGGAUUUCAAGGGAUGUGUGGAAAAGGAAGAGCUGUUAUCAAAAGUCCGUUUGCUAUGGAAGUCAAGAAAUUGUGAGAAACAGAAAGUUGAGAAUGUGUCGGAGUCACUGGAUGAGUCCUGUAAAGUGUGCAUGGAUAACCUGAUCGACUGUGUCCUACUAGAGUGUGGGCACAUGGUAGCCUGUAUAAACUGCAGUAAACAGUUAGCAGAGUGCCCUAUAUGUAGGCAGAACAUCUCACGAAUUGUCAGGGUGUUCAAAGCUUAAUGUUAAUCAUUCACAAAUUACGACUUCUCCUAAUUGAUUAAGAGGGGGGCUAGAAAGGGGGGCUGCCAAAGAAAGAGCAAUGUUCUCUUUCAGAAGAGUAGGGUACUUGCCGAAGAAUUGUUAUUCAAUUCACAAGGAAUCAUCCUGUAGAUAUAUAUUUUAAAAUGGACCAUGGAUCACUUAAAUGAAGGGGUCAAGAGCACAGGGGUCUCUGCCUCCCCUCUUCAUCUGACCCCCCCUUUCUACAAGCACAAUAUUUGGUGUAUUUUUUUGGGAAAAUGAGAAAGGACUACAAUUACCAGUAUGUCUGCAUGGUGAGACUGAAUAGGCGAAUGAGUUAAUGUGUUGGUCUACUAGUAAAAUUGGUGUAACUAAAAUAUGAUCCAUAACAAAAAAUAUAAUAUUGCUUGCCACUAUUCUUCAUGUUUGGAUCAUAAGAUGUUCGUAAUUAUGUAAUACAUUAGCCAGACCUCAGCUUCUGUAAUAUCGAUCUGACUUGCGUGACACAUGGUUUGUAAGCUUUGAAACCCUGUGAGAAUGAGAUGUUCAUCUCAGUAAGUGAAUUAAAUCUGCUUGAAUCAUGAUGAAUUUCAAUCCAUCCUACAACUAAAACAGCUCAGUUAUAUUUUUUAAAAUAUCAAAUAAAACAGGAAAGUUGUAUUUUGAAAAAUGAUGCAAGUUUUGAAUAUUCAAAACAAAACAACAUUGCCAUGUCAGAUCUACAGACUACAGCACUUAUUUUAUUGCAUGGUACUAUUGUAGACCAGAUAGCCUGAGUGAAAGGCCCUUUUAUUAUUCGCUGCGAAGAAUAUACUGGGAAGUGAAAAAAAAAUUUCUCUAAAACUUUUGAAAAAUAAAAUUGCCUUAUACUCAGGGUAUAGACCAAAUGACUGAGAUUUUUGUGUAAAUACUGUAUAAUACACUUCUUGUAUUACUUAUAUACACAUGACUCAAUAAAUGUUUCUCAGCUUUUUGAUUGGUCAAAUUUAAUAGAACAAUUGUAUUAUUUGCUUGAGACUAGUACUCAUGAUGCAGUGAAAGUCAAUGACCAAUAAUGACCUGAGCAACGUUUUUUUGAGAAGAUAAGAAAUUAAUAAUAAAAAUACCACUAAAGGCU
This is a messenger RNA of Nematostella vectensis (starlet sea anemone), 2290 nucleotides long. Its product is annotated as E3 ubiquitin-protein ligase RNF34. Bases 4 to 1173 code for a protein of 389 amino acids. Lineage: Eukaryota; Metazoa; Cnidaria; Anthozoa; Actiniaria; Edwardsiidae. The record is from RefSeq and is a predicted model, not a curated record. The transcript has 4 exons. Gene Ontology annotation, cellular component: plasma membrane; cytoplasm. Gene Ontology annotation, molecular function: metal ion binding; ubiquitin protein ligase activity. Gene Ontology annotation, biological process: negative regulation of extrinsic apoptotic signaling pathway via death domain receptors; protein K48-linked ubiquitination; proteasome-mediated ubiquitin-dependent protein catabolic process.